UAUGCAAAAUGUGAUAUGUGGCCUCCAUCAAUGAGGUGCUAGUUGCUACUCCAUAUAAACCGGUCUCGAUAAUAAAGGGACAUACGUCCAUUCCACGACCCACUAGGCAACCACCAUCUCCAUGAUUAAUGCUAUUUACCAUGAUACGACCCAUCCUGGUAUGUACCACUAAAUUCUCCAUGAUUAGUUGACCCAUCAUUUCUCAAGUCAACCACCGGUUACCGUUUUUUAUUUUGCCAAAACGGUUCAUUUGUUAUUGAUCUUCCUAUUUCCACAAAAGAUGCCGUUAAUUGAAAAGUUAAAGCACCUCAGAAUACCCUACGAAGAUAUUCAAGCAGCCACUAAAAACUUCACAACCCUGAUCGGAAGCGGUGGAUAUGGCCCUGUUUAUAAAGGUCAGCUCUCACUUGCUGGGGGGGAACUUAUCACGGUCGCUGCAAAGCGACUACAAAACAAUAACCUUUCUGGACAGGGACUUAAAGAGUUUCUAACUGAGAUCCAAAUGCUCUCUCGUUAUAAACAUCCAAACAUCGUCUCCCUUGUCGGUUUCUGUGAAGAAGGGAAUGAAAAAUUCCUUGUUUAUGAGUACGCAGAGAACGGAAGCCUCAACAAUUACUUAAAACCGACUAAAAGCAGGUGUCCACUCACAUGGAGGCAACGGAUCAAUAUAUGCGUUGAUGCAGCCCGCGGUCUGGCUCAUCUCCAUCACCACGUUGCAACAAAUCAGAGAGUUAUACACAGGGAUAUUAAAAGUGCAAACAUUUUGUUAUGUCACAACAUGAAAGCUAUGAUUGCUGAUUUUGGGCUUUCCAAAAUAGGCCGUGCAAAUGAAACUAUCACUUAUAUUAUUACUAAUGCCUCUGGGACAUUCGGUUAUUGUGAUCCAGCAUAUAUUAAUUCAGGGAUUCUCACUAAAGAGUCUGAUAUUUAUUCAUUUGGGGUAGUAUUGUUUGAAGUUCUAUGCGGAAGAUUGUGCUUCAAAAAUGUAAACGGCGAGGAAGAACCUCUCGCCGAAUUGGCCAAACGCUACUAUAUAGAAGGGAAGUUAGAUCUUAUUAUUGACCAUGAAUUGAAGAACUACAUGAACUCAGAUUCCAUGAAAGAAUUCUCAGAGAUUGCGUUUCAUUGCUUGGCAGAUAUUAGGAGUGAACGACCCCCAAUGAGUCUGGUGUUACAGAGACUUGAGAAAUCAUUGAAAUUCCUAGAAAUUGAGGAAGGACCGGAAUUGCUAUUCCAUGAGAUUGGUGGAUUGCGAAUAGACUCUGAUGUCAUGAAAGCCAUAUAUGACAUGCCGGAUUCUCUUCUCUUCAACAUCACGAGAGAUAAAAUUUAUUCGCAUCUCACUAAUGGAAUUAUAGUCGAUAAGGGCAAAGUGUGGAUUUCAAUAGAUGAUAAUGGAAAGACGCAAGAAAUGAUAUCAGCAAUCAAGUUUGUGCCUCUAGAUGGAGAUGGAUGUAGAACACGAUCUGAAUCUGAAUCUCGAUUCCAUACGGUGGUCGAGGUUUCUUUACCAAUUUAUUACAUGAAAGUCAAGAUAAGUACACAGUUUCUAUCAUCCCAUGUCGCAUAUGCCGCUUACCUUGUAUGCAAACCCAAUUCUUUGGAUGCUAUGGAACAAUGUGCUCAGAAUAAAAUUAGCUACAAAUUAAACGACAUAUGUAAAUCAUAUACUUCAUAUCGUAGUAUGACGGUAGACAGUGGAUGGUGGAUGUACGAACUCUUCGAAACCAUCAACUUGGAAAGAACGGCUGAAUUUGUUGUUACAUUACAAAUACUAGACAAUAUCUUUUGUUCUAGUUCUCAUCUCUUGAUUGAAGGCAUCAAAUUUCUGCCAAUACAGAAGUUUGAAGACGAUGUCGGAAAAUCAGAGGUGGACAAACUCUCAACAUCAAAUAUAAAAUGGGAUAUGCGAUUACCAAGUGAUUAUGAACAGUUUAUAUAUUAUUCAAAAAAAAGGUUAGGAGAUGUGAUCUUUCCCACAAAAGCGGAAGCAUACUCAAUUCUUUCGACGGGUGUACUUAUACAGGUCAACGAUGAAGUUAACAUAUGGUUUUGGAUAACGAAAUUAAAUGGAAAGAAAUGUUUUGUGCUUCCACCAACAUUACUUUCUUAUGAUAAGAAACCGCUGCGUAAGAUCAAAUCGAUACCUUCAGAGAAAUCAAGACAUGGAAACAUAUUACGGGUAUCAUCUUCAAAAGUGAUAGGCAUGUGCUUCAAAGUUCCAAAUGGCCUGUUGUCAAGAAACACUAGAUAUGGAUGCUACCUUAUUUACAUGACUCCACAAGGUAUUGAUAGUAAAACUCUGGUGGAAAUGAAGCUUAAUUAUGACAGUGCGUUAGCAGGCCAACACUCUGCUAAUCUUAUGAGUUUGAGUAAACCUCAAAUCCCAGUAAUCGGAGCAGAUGGUGAAUGUAGAUCUACAAGACCAAUAAACAAUCUAAAAAACGUUCAAUUACCAAGAAAGAGAAAAGAUGGUUGGAUGGAGCUGACCGUGAUGAAUAUUCAAGAAGAUGAAUGGUUUGGUCAUCUUUCGUCAAGGGAAAAAAGCAGAUGGAAUUCUUGCUUUCUUCCAUGCAUCACACAUAACGACUCUCGUAACAAAGCAGAUAAUGUCAUGGAUGAUAGCUUUACUUUAGACCCUCGUUAUUUCUCAAACAUCACCUUACAUAUGUGUUCUAGUGACAUGAUCACUCUCAUCCCAGAGCUCAUUGUGCAAGGUAUUGAGUUUCGACCCCUUUAAAAUCCAAAUGUUAUGCAAAAGGAAUCUUCAAAUUAUUGGAUGUAAUAAGUUCAUAUAGAUUUUAAAGAGCUCUCAUUUGAUAUCUCCCCUUGUACGUGUAUGUGUGUCUAUAUUGAUAUCUAUAACUAAGACCACGUAUUAUUGUUUCAUUGUCACGUACUCAUAGAAGCUCUUAAGCACCUUUUUUUUCAUC
Helianthus annuus (common sunflower) is the source of this 2933-nucleotide messenger RNA. RefSeq names its product carbon catabolite-derepressing protein kinase. NCBI's taxonomy places the organism in Eukaryota, Viridiplantae, Streptophyta, Magnoliopsida, Asterales, Asteraceae. The coding region runs from base 281 to 2740 and encodes 819 amino acids. The record is from RefSeq and is a predicted model, not a curated record. The transcript is spliced from 9 exons. Gene Ontology annotation, molecular function: ATP binding; transmembrane receptor protein tyrosine kinase activity. Gene Ontology annotation, biological process: protein autophosphorylation. Gene Ontology annotation, cellular component: plasmodesma; plasma membrane.